CGGGGAGGCGGUCAACCCAAUCUUUGUGGUCCGGACGGAUGAGCGUACGAAGCAUCAUUUGAGCGGUUUGAUGUGCCCGCUCCAUUUGCCCGUCCGUCUGUGGAUGCCGAGCCGAACUUGGUUUCAUCUUCGUGCCGGACUCCUGCAUGAAAGCAGUCCAAAAUGUCAACAUGAAGCGAGUGUCGCGGUCGCUGACUAUGUCUUCCGGUACACCAUGGCCGCAAAUCCAACCGGUGUGCAAGAGGCGUGCCACCUCGGGAGCCGUGGAGUAGUACUUGCAAGGGAGAAAACGCGCAUACUUACUCAAACGCUCCACAACUGUGAGGAUGCCGUCGUGCCCAAGGCGAUCGCGGGGAAAUGGUCCGGUGACAUCCAUGGCAAUGGAGAGGCCGGGUUCUCGUGGGAUAGGCAUCCGGCGCAACUCGCCGUAGGGGUUGCGAUUGCGGGGCUUGCUUCGUCGACGAACUUCGCAAGAGUCGCAAUACCUCGUGACAUCGGUAAUGAGGUCGGGCCAUCGGAAUUGUUGUCGAAGCCGUGCAAUAGUGCGGUUGGCUCCGAAAUGGCCGGCGAGUCACGAGUCAUGGUACUCCCCGAGAAGGCGAGUCCGACGACGACGGUCUCGUGGGACACAUAGGGCAUGCGAUUGACUGCAAGAAGACGUUGCGGCUCAUCACAAGGGAACACAUUGGAUGAGUUCAUAGUGCCACCGACAGCACGGCGGAGCAGAACAACGCCGACCGCGGAUGUUAAUGAAGAGGCAAGAGAGGGUGUUGUGGAAGACGGUGGUGGAAUGUCGUGGACGUCUGCACACGGAUCCACGCGUGCCAGAAAUCCAGGAAGUUUACACAAGCAUCGAUCAAAAGGUUGCACGCUCCUCACUGAUGGCUGCACAGAUCGAAGGUACAGACGUGUGAUGAACUUCAUCGGGGCCGGAGAAAGCGGUGCAAUCCUUUUAAAGGUUGUGGAUGUGUCGAAGAAGAAGAAGACCGCAGCCGCUUUGGCAAUGAUGUGGGAGCAGAUGAUCAGAGACAUUGGGGUGCAACGGGUUAGUGCAAUCUGCACAGACAAUGCGGAAGUCAACAAGCAAGCUGCGCGAAUCCUGCGAAGGCGUACAGAUCGUGACAUAUCAAGCAUUCCAUGGGUGUCGUGCACAGCUCACUGCUUGAACUUGUUGAUGAAGGAUAUCUGCGAGCUGGACUGGGUGAAGGAAGUGGUGCAGCGCAUGAAGAUGAUGGUCAAGUUCAUAAGGAAACACCAUAUCACCGCCAGCCUUUACAUGAGGUGCUUAGAACUUUCCAGGGAGCUGACCUUGAUUUUGCCCACUGAGGUCCGGUUUGCUUCCGCAUACAUGAUGAUGUUCCGGAUUUGCGGAACGAGGUGUGUGCUUGAGGAGAUGAUGGACGAAGGGUGGAGGAAGAUGGACCGCAACGGCACAACCCCCCCAAACCUUUGGCACUUCGACGAAGGGUUGGGCAAGCGUCUGAAGAGACUUAGGCAUUUGACCGAUGACCAGCAGCAGGCGAUCAUGAAGGCAGUCGACCAGCGCACGAAGAUGAUGAGGCAGCCUGUUCAUACAACAAACUUUCUCCUUGACCCAAGGAGGAGAGACAACAAGUGUUUGAUGGACAUGCACUCCCCGCUAGUCCAAAACACCCUCACGUUCUUCUUAUCACAGUGCAAAGAGGAGGCUACUUGGGGGUGCAAGGAGGAGCUAGAUCUGUGGGCAGGCUUGCAAGCUUUCCACAAGGAGCCAACUAAAGACAUGUUGGUAAAGGAUCCAGUGAUAGGGAAAGUGGUGGAGGAGAGCUUGUGGACUGACUUCGCGAAGUUCAACAGCUCCUUUGCUCAAAUGACAGCUUCCGAAUUGUGGAACCUCCAUGGGGCCUCUCAUAAGAAGUUGCGAGACAUUGCCAUGACGAUGACAACGAUGUGGAGCACUGUGACCCCUUGUGAGAGGAACUGGUCCUCUCUCGAUCUUGUCCACGACAAGAGGAGGGGUCCGUUGUCGCCUGACAGCCUCGCCAAGUUAGUGUACAUCCACUGGAAUCUUCAGCUGCAGGACAUCAAGAAGAAGAAGAGCACGAAAAGCCUGGCAAGGUACUUGGACAUGUGGAAUGCAUUCUUUAACGAUGUGGAGGCACCAACACUGAAUGAUCCUGCGGUGUUGCCCAAGGCUGCAACUCCAGCAGACUUUAGUGAUGACGAAAUUGGUGUGGACGACAAGGAAGAGGAUAUUGAGGAGAGCGAGGAAGAUGACGAGAACUUUACGUUGCGGUCGCCAAGAGCAAGCGACGUGUCCAGCAACGACAACGAACUGGAUGACGACCUCACACGUAACGUGGAGCGGGGUGACCAUGAUAGUGACUUGGAGUUCUUGCGGCCUCGGGGGAUGGACUUCAACGUAUGCGUCGAAGUGGACAAGGACUUCGAUGACGACGCUGAGAGAGCGAGGGCGCAGUCCCUUGCUCAUCGUGAUCGCGCCCUCGUGGAACAACGGAUUCGAGAGGAAACAGCAAAACGAAGUGUUGUCCCCCCUCCGAGGAAGAUGAACGAUACAACGAUGGGAACGGGCGGAUGCCUACCAGCGGAGGGGGUUCAGCAGCAGCAGCAAAUGGAAGGCAUAUGGAUGUGUUGCGGCAACAGCAGUAUCAGCCACAGAACAGAGGACUGCAGUGGCAGCAGGAGCAGCAGCAAGAGGAUGGGCAGCAACAACAGCAGCAACAACAACAACAAGGACUAGGGCAGCAACAACAGCAACAAGAGGGACUGCAUCCGCAACAGCAGCAGCACAAGGAUGGAGUGCAGCAGCAGCAAAAGCAAGAGCAGGAUGGACCGCAGCAGCAUCAGCAGCAAGAGCACG
Chara braunii is the source of this 2860-nucleotide messenger RNA. The record is from the annotation of a GenBank genome assembly. NCBI's taxonomy places the organism in Eukaryota, Viridiplantae, Streptophyta, Charophyceae, Charales, Characeae.